This is a messenger RNA of Rhodamnia argentea, 1858 nucleotides long. Its product is annotated as zinc finger protein GAI-ASSOCIATED FACTOR 1-like. Gene Ontology annotation, cellular component: nucleus. The coding region runs from base 309 to 1724 and encodes 471 amino acids. Gene Ontology annotation, molecular function: DNA-binding transcription factor activity. The transcript is spliced from 3 exons. The record is from RefSeq and is a predicted model, not a curated record. Lineage: Eukaryota; Viridiplantae; Streptophyta; Magnoliopsida; Myrtales; Myrtaceae.
AGGAGAGAGAGGGAGAGAGAGAGAACCAAACUCCAUUUUUGCUAGCUUUUACACUUCUUUUAUAACUAGUGAUGACUCAAAUGUGAAAUCUGCAGCAAGAGUCUGAUAGAACUUGUAGAGUAGGAACCUAACCGGUUCAUCGAUUUCAGGGACAAGAGAUUGAUCCAUCUCUCUAUGCUUCUCCCUCGCUCCACUCUUUUCAAGUUCUACUGUCCUCUCUCUCUCUCUUAGAAUAUCAUUUUUGUAGCUUUUGAGGUUCAUUUAUCCCUCAACAAAAGACCGCCCAGUUACAGAUAUCAGUGGAAACGAUGUCUGGAAAUGUUCUUGUUUCAGCCAGACAACUUGUUCAAGAACCCAGCUCUAGUCCAAACAAUAAAAAGAGAAACUUGCCGGGAACACCAGAUCCAGAUGCCGAAGUGAUUGCUCUCUCCCCAAAGUCUCUGAUGGCCACCCACCGCUUCGUCUGCGACGUGUGCAAGAAAGGUUUCCAAAGGGACCAGAACUUGCAGCUUCACAGGAGAGGACACAACCUUCCAUGGAAGCUGAAGCGCAGAACCAAAGACAGAGACCAGCCAAGGAAGAGAGUUUACAUAUGCCCAGAGACAACCUGUGUCCACCAUGACCCAUCAAGAGCUCUCGGAGACCUCACGGGGGUGAAGAAGCACUACAGCAGAAAGCACGGCGAGAAGAAGUGGAAGUGUGAGAGGUGUUCCAAGAAGUAUGCAGUCAAGUCAGAUUGGAAGGCUCACAGCAAGAUUUGUGGUACUAGAGAGUAUAAAUGUGAUUGUGGCACCGUCUUCUCCAGGAAAGACAGCUUCAUCACCCACAGAGCCUUUUGUGAUGCUCUAGCUGAAGAGAGCACAAAAUUCAAUUCCUCAAACUUCAGGAAUGACCCAACACUGGCUCCUCCUCAGUCAGCUGCAACAGUCCCUGAUAAUUUCAGAUUACUCGGCCCGGAAUUCGCCAAUCCUCAUCUGAACAGCUGCGGAUUCGCCGGUACAUCUUCCAAUGCAUUGUUGGCUUCGGUGUUCAGCAGUGACCGACCGGAAUUCAUUCCUACAGUGCCGAUGAGCAUUUUCGGGUUGCCGAGUGCGUCCUUACUUGGGUCCAGUCCAUCCGUCUGGGAGUUGGCUCAGUGUGUGAAGGAGGAAGAAGAGAGCAAGAGUUCGAUAUCUGAUGCAUUGAGUUCUUUGUAUGGUUCAAGCGAUCAGAAUCAUCCACAACAACAUAGCCCAGGUCUCAUGUCAGCCACCGCACUCUUACAAAAAGCAGCAAUAUUGGGAUCUACCAUGGCCAAUCCACCACUCAUCAAUGACAUGGGUCUCGGACUAAUGAGCUCAUCGUCAUCUUAUUUUCCCAACGCUUCAAAUUUAUGUUCCCUUUCUCAGAACUUGAACGAGUCAAUACUGAGUUCAUUGUCCUCUGCAGUCACUUGUUCUCCUGUGGGAGAUCAUGUGCUGGUCUUAGGCGAUUCCGACUCGAGCUCACUGACCGCCAAUACUGAGAACACGCCGAGUAAUAUGGCGAUGCAAGCCAAUGGGAAUGUGAGCCAACUGAGAGUUGUUCAAGGGAAGCUGAAUCAUGCAUUGGUUGAAGGCAAUUGGACUCGGGAUUUUCUUGGUGUUGGAGACAAACCGAGAGCAAACGUCAACCAGCAAGGCCUAGCAGAUUUUGCUUCACUGGGUUCAUUGUCCACGGAUUUGAGCCCAGUACGGUUUACUUAGCUAGUUAGCUGUGCUAAUAUACUUUCAUGUACUGAUGGAAUUCAUGAAAAAAGCUAGUUCAUACUUAAAACAUAUAUCAUGGGAAGGUAGAAUGAAGAAAGCUUAACGCUUCAAUCAAGCCUGCCUCUAGCUAA